AUGGGUAUUGGCAAAUACCAAUGGACGAAGUCAGCAAAAAGUUUACAGCAUUUACUGUACCUGGAAGAGGGCUGUUUCAAUGGCGUGCUAUGCCGUUUGGCCUACACUCAGCACCUGCCACCUUUCAACGGCCAUCUACAAGAAGUAUUGAGACGUUUGCGAGAGGCACGGCUUAAAAUCAACAUCCCUAAAUGCAAAUUCUUUAUGGACGAAAUCAAAUAUCUUGGGCACGUUGUAAGCAAUCAAGGAAUCCACACCGACCCAGAUAAAAUAGCGGCCAUAAAGGAAUUAGCACCUCCCACAAAUUUGAAAGAACUACGACGAUAUCUAGAAAUAGCGUCAUGGUAUCGAAGAUUCGUGCCGGAAUUUUUAAAUACGAUCCAACCCAUGACAGCACUGCUAAAAAAGGGAAAAAAAUGGAUCUGGUCGAUAGAACAACAGGAGGCAUUUGACGCUCUGAAGCAAAAAUUAACUACUGCUCCGGUUCUUACAUGCCCAGAUUUUACUGAGCGUUUUACCUUUAAACAGACGCCAGUGAUAAUGGAUUGGGGGCUGUACUUACGCAAAUUAUCCAAGGGGAAGAGAAAGUCAUUGCUUAUGUCAGUAGGUCAUUAA
Messenger RNA from Teleopsis dalmanni, 615 nucleotides. RefSeq lists its product as uncharacterized. The transcript has a single exon. The record is from RefSeq and is a predicted model, not a curated record. Lineage: Eukaryota; Metazoa; Arthropoda; Insecta; Diptera; Diopsidae. Bases 1 to 615 code for a protein of 204 amino acids.